Messenger RNA from Spodoptera exigua (beet armyworm), 6795 nucleotides. Lineage: Eukaryota; Metazoa; Arthropoda; Insecta; Lepidoptera; Noctuidae. The record is from the annotation of a GenBank genome assembly.
CGAACACCUCUAAAUUAAAAAUACAAAAAAUGACAGUGGAACAAAUAGUUUAAUUUGUGAUGAAAUUGUUUUACCGUGUGAAAAAUAGUUGAAACGGGUGAAAACAGCUUUGAUAAUCAUGGAAGCCGUUCCAAAAUUACCUAUGAUAAGUUUUGAGCUGAAGGUGAGCCACGAGAAUACGCAUUUUGGACCAAAAUUAAAACAGUACAUCGCCGAGGCUUAUAGGGAGGAUCCGGACAGCUAUAGCAAUGAGAUCCAUCAGUUGGAAGGUUUGCGGUCAGUGGCCGUACGACCUACAAUUGAUUCUGCGGGUUUAAGUGCCCUCAUCAGGUACUUUUGCCAGCUGCGAUCGCUUCAAAGCCGUUUCCCUAUGGCUAAAGGUCAACCUGCUGCGUGUUCCUUCAGCUGGAAAGACUUGUAUGCAAAUAUGAACAGAACACUAGCAGACAUAAGGUUUGAAAUGGCUAGCAUUCUCUACAAUGUAGGGGCACUGUUGACUCAACUAGGCGCUUCAGAACCACGAAACACAGCUGACAGCCUCAAGGCAGCUUGCACUAACUUCCAACAUGCUGCGUGGGUGUUCCAGUACCUAAGGGAACAGUUACCGCAGCCAUCCGGUGUAGAUGUGUGCUCAGAAAUUAUGAGGAUGAUGCAAGAGAUUUGCUUUGCUCAAGCACAGGAGUGUAUUCUUGAUAAAAGUAUUCAGGACACAAGGAAACCUAGUGUUGUUGGUGCUGUAGCAACACAAGUGAUGUACUUCUACAAAAAUUCCCUGGCAUUCUUGGGUCCAUCUUCAGGCAUUGAUGUUGUCCAUGAGAUUAUUGGCACGAAGUUGUAUAACUACUGGCAUAGAUACCUCUCGUUCAAGUACUCUUAUAUUGGCUGCGUUGUUUGCUUGUACCAAGGAAUGAAUGCCGAAGAACAACAGAAAAUGGGUGAACGAGUAGCCUUCUACCAACAAGCUGUCGAAAAAUUAGGCGAAGCAAGGAAACUAGCCAAGUACAUCGAACCGACACAGGUGACGCAAGAAGCUCUGACAUUCACCAAUGAUGUGGUUGAAGGGAAGAGAAAAGCUGCUAAGAAUGAAAAUGAGUUCAUUUAUCAUGAAGAGGUUCCGGAGAAGGAUCUGCUAUCUGAUAUGAAGCCAGUGUGCCUUGUAAAGGCUCUGCCUAUCAACUUUAACGAUCCUGAGGUAUCAGGUACCGAUGUGUUUUCCCGUCUCGUCCCCAUGAUGGCCCACGAGGCGUCCUCAGUGUACUCCGAGGAGAAGGCACAGAUGCUGCGCGGUAUCGUCAGUAUGGUGGAAGCCAAGAACACUGAGCUUACCGAGUUCAUGUCCUCGUUGCAACUAGACCAGUUGGAUGUCAUCGAUUCUGUUCAGAAAGUGCCACAAGAGAUCGUGGAUCGCUGCGCCGCUAUGAACGCCAAGUCUGAGAUCAUUCAGACGUUGGUGGAUUCAAUGAACAACCUCGCUGAGAUCAUCAGCGAUGUCGAGGAAGCCUUGAGUGAAAUCAAGGAAAUUAUACAGGAGGAGGUGACGAAAGAAAAGGAAUUCCAGAAAGUGAUGGGUCCUCGUCCCCCUUCCAUAAUCCAAACAGAAUUGUCCAGAGAGUACAACAAGUACCAGGAAGCUCACUCUCGCACUAACGAGAGUAACCAGGUGCUGCACAAAGCUAUGACCCUGCAUAUUGCCAACCUGCGACUGUUAGCGCAGCCACUGGACCAACUCGCUGCCAAGAUACCUAGCAUUGAUAAUAUAGUGGGUCUUGACCGCGACACGAUGGCGGAGAUGCGCCGCGUGGUCGGCAAAGUGCGUGAGAUGCAAACACAGCGAGACUCCCUCGUGCAGCAACUCAGGGAGGCCGUCACCAACGACGACAUCACCUCGCAACUACUCGCCAGGAACAACGAGCCCAAGGAGGAGAUAUUCAAACAGGAGCUCAAGAAGCAUACGCCUAUGAUUCAAAUAAUCGAGGCUAACCUAGCAGCUCAAGAGAAUAUAAUAAACAAACUGACGUCAGUGUAUGCGUCGUACGGCGACUCCAGGCGGUUAUUGUCCGAUGUGCUGAGGAAACGAGAGGGACUUAUAAAUGCACUGAUAACAUCGUACGACUCGUACACGGAGCUGCUGGGCAAGUCGACGAAGGGGUUGGAGUUCUACAAGAAGUUGUCGCACAACGUGUCGGCGCUGCUGGCGCGGAUCCGGUCCACUGCGCAGGUACAGGGCGAGGAGAGGCAACAACUGCUCGCCGCGCCCACUGGGAACCCAUCUACCCCCACCCCGACGUCGAGUCCGUCAGCAGGGCGGCUCAACGAGGCGGUGUCUGCCCCCGCGGCGGGGCCCGGGCCCACCGACGCCGGCCCUGCCAUGGGACGGAAGCUCAAAGACUAUCUGCCGUAUAUGAAGAACAGGGCCGGACGUACUGUUACACCGCAAGCGCCAGUGGACCCCAUUCCCAUAGAUUCUUACUAUCCUGACAGCAUAUACCCUACUUCCGUACGACCUACACCAGUCGGCUCUGAAGCUACAGACGCAAGUCAGAUGCAAUUACCAGAUGGCGUUGUAAUGCCGCAGUUACAAGCCGUACCCAGUCCCUAUGACCGUUACCUGUACGGUUCCACAGACACCGACCCUUACGGUAUCCCUUCCAACUACCUAUUCCCAGCUAACAACAAAUUCGAGAAACCUCAAGAAGACCACAACUAUGGAUACACGGCCUACACACCGUCUCAAUUCUCCGCCAAUUCCUCCGAACAGCAAAUUUACUCGAACCCUUACUACUCCAAUUCUUACGGUCAGCACAAUACUACCGUGGUCACAGACUCGCAAAACUUCUCCAAUGUGAGUCACAAUGUUCCUAACCAAGGUUAUGAGCCCUACAUGAACCCGAUGGGUCCUAUACCCGAGUCGUCUCUAUCAGCUACGUCCGCCUACAGCUCCGGCAACCAAACCGAGAUGAUCACGAACUUCGCACAAAUGCAGGUGUCAGUGCCGAAGUCCGAACCCGACUUCGGUGCAGAUUAUACGCAGACCUUCUACAGUGUACAGUACCCUAAUGUAUCGACUCCAGGUUCCGCCGCCUACACCAAUGCGCCGCAGAACUCCAACACAAGUCUAACUCAGUCGCAGAUCAACUCUGAGUACACCGCGCUGAACUACCCUUACAGUAGCGAGUCCACGCAGUACAGCCAGCAGGUCCCGUUCACGUCGGCCGACACGGGCUACAACUACGCCACUACAUUCGCCUCCACCUCCCAGGGGUACACUUACACUAACGCAAUCACUUCGACCACUUCGAGCAUCGCCAACUCGAACCAGCUUCCGUAUUCGUACUCGUCUGAUGUAGACUCUGCCUACAAUCCAGGUUUAUCUCAAUUAGACGCCUUCGACAAACCGAUAAAGUCUCACACCACAGGCGAAGCUCUCUCCAACUCCAGCUUCCAACCUUCCUACCAGAACUACAGCUCCACCGCAACCAAUUACACAAGCCAACCUGAGCCGUAUAACCCAACCAGUACCUAUGGUUAUGUUGAUCAAACCAACCCUAAUUAUGCACAAUCCUUCCAAAACCACCCGGGUUAUAACUACAACUCUGCAACAGGCAACUAUGAGUACAGUUUUGGUUCACAAAAUUCCUUUUCUGGCUUCGAUAACACAGUGCCAGACAGUGCUAACUAUCAGCCGGCGGAGAAGGACCAGAGUUGGGGCCAACAAGCCAUUUACACUAAUGCUGGGAACAUUGGUACAUGCGAGACUGUGCAAUCUCCUACUGAUAGCUCACAGAUAGUGCCACAAAUGCCUGCAAAUCAUCAAAUUCCCUCUCAACAACAAAUGCCCGGACAGCAACAAAUGCCCGGACAGCAACAAGUGCCCGGACAGCAACAAGUGCCCAUACAGCAACAAAUACCCGGACUGCAACAAGUACCCGGACAGCAACAAGUACCCGGACAGCAACAAGUACCCGGACAACAACAAGUACCCGGACAGCAACAAGUGCCCGGACAGCAACAAGUGCCCAUACAGCAACAAAUACCCGGACUGCAACAAGUACCCGGACAGCAACAAGUACCCGGACAGCAACAAGUACCCGGACAACAACAAGUACCCGGACAGCAACAAGUACCCGGACAGCAACAACUACCUGGGCAGCAACAACUGCCUGGACAACAACCAAUUGACUCUCAGAUCUAUUACAACAGUGCUUACGGGUACCAGGCGGCUAUAACACCGUCUCAGGAGGCAUCGGAUCUCCAGGUCGCCAAUAACUACGUUCCGAAUGUAAACCAGGCUGGGUAUGUGACGUCCCAUACUAACCAAACAGGGUAUACUGCGAGUAAUACGAACCAGACUGAGUACGUAGCAAGCAAUCCGAGUCAGGUACCUUACGUACCUUCUAACUCUAGCAGCAACAGCCAGGCUGGGUACAUGACACCAAACACCAGCCAACCUGGAUACGCGACCCCUAACACCAGUCAGAUGGGAUACGUACAGCCUACACAAGACCAUCGCGUCCCGUACAAUACCAAUCAAGUGCCGACAGAGAAUCAGAGUGUGAAUGAGCAAAAGUUAGAGAGUAAUACUAAAGUAGAUAGUCAAACAGCGAGUGACGAACAGACUGUACCCGAAAAGGCAGCGGUUGAAGUUCAUAAGAAUCCGGAGGUCAAAUCAGAGUUGACGGCUUUUGACCUAUUGUCCGAUAUAGAUUUUUCCGUAGAACAAACUCCGUUAAUGCCGGAGAUCAAAGUCCCGCAGAUAUCUGAAAGCGCUAUUCGGAAGCCCGUAGCCCCUAAAAUCGAGCCUGAAAAAAAGGUCCCAGUAAAGGAGGAGGUUAUUGAGAGACCUGCAAAAAAGGACCUGUUUUCUGACCCUAGUUUGCUGAACAAUUUUACUCAGGAAGUGAAGAAUUUGCAGAAAUUGACUGAUUCCUUGACUGAUAAGUCGCCGAGUGGUUUGACUGUUUUAGACGCUAAAUGGAAGUCGUUCCAGGAUUUCCAGACCAAGCAAAACAUGACGAGGUCCAAGACCAUAGCGAUGCAGCAUAUUAACGGCAAUAUAGUGACGGAAGUAGUGCCUUUCGAUGACUCCCGCCUCACGCUCAAGUCUGAUCCCGAUGCCUUCAUCAACGCCUCUUAUUAUAAGCAACUAGCCUCAUGGUGCAUUCCACUAGUGAUAUCAAAGAACCCGACUGAGUCUGAAUACGGCGUUUUCUGGAAAGCAGUGUUAGAGAAUAAAAUUAGCUGUAUUGCUUGUUUGCUUAGUGAAAUCGAGAUGCAAGGCAAGACGUACUGGCCGACAGCUAAAGGCCAAUCCCUAGAGCUCUCCGGUCUGAAGGUGACCUUGGACGAGGUGACGUGCACCGUGCACUGGACUGAGAGGAAGCUGACGGUGGCCGGCGGCAAGACUGUGCUCAAUGUCACACACUACCAGAUCAAUGUGUGGCCUGCUAAGAUCGUAUGCUCUCCCUUAGUUCUCCUAGCAGACAAGAUCCUAAGUCAAACAUACGACAAUAAGCUGUCGAACCAGCUGUGUGGAGGCUGGCUACAGUGCGGGGCGGGGGCUGGUCGGAGCGCCGUGCUAGCACUGUUACUAAUGGUCAUGUGCCAAGUCAGGGCUGGCCAGCUGGAACUGUGUGAUAUGUUAGACGCGGGCUGCUUGAACCUCUACACACAUAGGAGCAACGUGCUUGAAGAUACCAAGUAUCUCGCUGACGCCUAUAGAACUGCUUUAUUCUACGUUCAGGGAGUUCUCUGUUCUGGUACAACAAUGUUUAACGGCGAGGCGGUUUCUCUACCAUCGGGAGCAGCAGUACUACCUCCGGUAACUCCUACUCCAACGAGCGCUUCUAACGCUAGCCAGAAAACAACUAAAUUCUCACGCGAAUCCUUCGAAGAAAUGAAACAGUCCCCUGGACUGAAAAGUGGAGAUAUGAAGGAUCCUCUUAAUUUCCUCGAUCCACUCUGGAGCUUAAAAAAGAAGUGAGGUGCUUUCCUUUGGUCGUUUCCAAACGAUUUAGUGGUUUAUGACGUCAGGAGUCAGUGAUACUCAACCUUCGGGCCUCAUUUUGGAUCUCAAGAUGUAAUGCAGUAUUGUCAAAAUGUUCGCUCGUGUUGCGGCCCUCGAUGAUGUAAGGUUGAGUACCCCUGCAGUAGAUAGAGUAUUGGACAAAAUUAUAGUACCUACUUUUAUGUGAUUCUCUUCUCAAACACGAAGUGCCGAUUGUUUUUGAAAUGUUAUUUUAGACUUAAUGCUAUUGCGUGUUUCUUAUAAAAAUAAUUUUCGUGGUGUCUAUAAGGGCGAAAUGGAAUAUUCAAAUUAUAGUAAGAUAUUUUUCUUAUAAGAUAGAUUUCAUUACAUAAAUUAAUUCCACGUUUAUUAUUAUUUAUUUUAUAUAAUUCUGUAGAUAGAGUUUUAUUGUAUUUCGCAUUUAAAUUGACAUUAGCAUAUCGCAAUCACUACGUAUGGAAUUUGUACCGACGUCGAUAACACGAAGAAAUCAAAGGAUUUUCAGUUCUUACCAAGGAUUAAAGAUAUCAACAUAUUUUAAUUAUCAGUGGUGAAUAUAUUAGAAAGAAAUUUUGUGAAAUCCCUGGUAAAAUGUACCUAUAAACUUACCUACACACAAAUUCACCGAAUUUCCGAAAGUAUUAUUUAUUUGUAUUAGAUAGGGCUUUGUAUUAUGUAUUUCUUAAAUAAAAUCUUAUUAUCUUUAUAAUUAAUUGUAUAACAUGGCUUACGUAACAAUUCGAGCUUGCUCGACUAGUUUCAAGCCACGGCCGGGGUUCAACGGCUUUAUG